Nilaparvata lugens (brown planthopper) is the source of this 9808-nucleotide messenger RNA. Its product is annotated as dynein heavy chain 7, axonemal-like. Gene Ontology annotation, biological process: microtubule-based movement. Gene Ontology annotation, cellular component: dynein complex. NCBI's taxonomy places the organism in Eukaryota, Metazoa, Arthropoda, Insecta, Hemiptera, Delphacidae. Gene Ontology annotation, molecular function: dynein light intermediate chain binding; ATP binding; dynein intermediate chain binding. The record is from RefSeq and is a predicted model, not a curated record.
AUGGAGUAUUCACAGGAUAUGUUGAUGCAGAGCAUGAACAUCAGUUGCCAGCGCCUCUCAUACUUUCCGAUACUUCAGUUAGUAACAGUUAUUUGCAACAAAGAUCUGUUGGAAAGACACUGGAAUGAAAUGUCCGAUAUAGUAGGCCAAGAUUUGACGCCAAAUGCUGGAAUGACUCUACUCAAAUAUGUUGAUUUUGAUCUCUUCAAUGUGAUUGAUAAACUGGAAAUAAUAAGUUCAGGAGCAUCGAAAGAGCUGCAGCUUCAGGAUCACUUGAAGAAAAUGUAUGACGAAUGGAAAGACUUGGAAUUCAGUGUCAGCAAAUUCAAAGAAACGGAUAUCAGUAUUCUGACUGGUGUUGACGAUAUCCAAGCUUUGUUGGAUGAUCAGAUCGUUAAGACAUUGGCAAUGAGAAGUUCUCCUUUCUCAAAACCGGUUGAAAAUGAUGUGAGAAAUUGGUACGACAAGCUGGUUCGAAUCAACAGAACGAUCGACGUGUGGGGCAAAGUGCAGGUUGAAUGGCUGCAUCUCUAUCCCAUAUUCACAUCUGAGGAUAUCAAGCAGCAAAUGCCCAAAGAGGCCAAGUUCUUCCAAGACGUUGAUACGCGAUUCAGAAACGCCAUAAAGUUGCUGAUGGCAGAUAGACGGGCCAUUGUGGUUGGACCAGCUGAAGGCUUGCUCGAAUCAUUAGAGGCCUGCAUACAUCUCAUGGAAGAAAUCAAUAAUGGUGUCAACUUGUAUUUGGAAAGCAAACGACUAUUUUUUCCCAGAUUUUUCUUCCUGUCGAACGACGAAAUGCUUGAGAUCCUAUCGCAGACGACCGAUCCUCUGCGGGUGCAGCCGCACCUGAAGAAGUGCUUCGAGGGCAUUGCCUGUCUGGGCUUCAACGAAGCACUGGACAUCUACUCGAUGAUGAGCUCUGAGAAAGAGGAGAUCACUUUCAUCAAAAAAGUGUCCACCAAGGAGGCCCGUGGUAGUGUGGAGAAGUGGCUGGUUCAGGUAGAGAAGCAGAUGACGCGUUCGGUGCGUCACGUGAUCUCGGCGAGCGUAGAGGCGUGCAAGCGGCACGAGCGACGCGUGUGGGUGCGUGCGUGGCCCGGUCAGGUGGUGUUGUGUGUGUCGCAGGCGUUCUGGACGGCCGAAGUGCACAGGGUGCUCCGCAAACAGACUUCCAGGGCUGUCUAUCUCUACCAUAAGAAGUUGAAUAAACAACUGUCGGAUAUAAUUCAGCUGGUGCGGGGCAAGCUGACGGCAAUGGCUCGCAUCACACUGGGUGCUCUGGUGGUACUGGACGUGCACUCCAAGGAUGUCACCUACGGUCUCUAUGUCAAGGGCGUCAUCAAUGAGAACGACUUUGAGUGGAUGGCUCAGCUGAGAUACUACUGGGCCCGCGACAUGACAGUUUCAAUUACUAACGCAACCGUGGACUAUGCUUACGAAUACCUUGGCAACACGGCACGCCUCGUGAUCACCCCGUUGACCGACCGCUGCUAUCGCACUCUGGUGGGUGCCUAUCACCUGCACCUCAACGGGGCACCCGAGGGACCUGCAGGCACCGGUAAGACGGAGACCACCAAGGACCUCGCCAAGGCGCUCGCUGUGCAGUGUAUUGUGUUCAACUGUUCUGACGGCUUGGAUUAUAUUGCUAUGGGCAAGUUCUUCAAAGGGCUGGCGUCGUGUGGCGCAUGGGCGUGCUUUGACGAGUUCAACCGUAUCGAGGUGGAAGUGCUCAGUGUGGUGGCGCAACAGAUUCUCUGCAUCAUUCAGGCCGUGCGAAAGGGUCUCAAGCAGUUUGUGUUUGAAGGCACCACGCUCACUCUCAACCCAGCCUGCUAUGUUUGUAUCACUAUGAAUCCUGGAUAUGCAGGACGCUCCGAACUGCCUGAUAAUCUCAAGGUUCUAUUCCGUACCGUUGCAAUGAUGGUCCCCGACUAUGGGUUGAUUGGAGAAAUCUCUCUCUAUUCAUACGGAUUCAUCAAUGCCAGAAAACUAUCUGAGAAAAUCGUUACAACUUAUCGUCUGUGUUCGGAACAGCUCUCCUCUCAGUCUCACUACGAUUAUGGUAUGCGAGCAGUGAAGACCGUGCUCCAGGCGGCGGGAAAUUUGAAACUGAAAUUCCCGAAACAAUCGGAAGAAGUGCUGCUGCUUAGAUCCAUCAUGGACGUGAAUCUGCCAAAAUUCUUGAACCAUGACGUGCCUCUCUUCGAAGGAAUCAUCUCGGAUUUGUUCCCGGGUGUCAAGCUUCCCACACCCAACUAUGACAGGUUUAUUGGCGCUAUCACGAAGUCUUGUGAACAGCAUAAUCUACAGCCGUCUGCACCUUUCAUAACGAAAAUUAUACAGACUUAUGAAAUGAUGGUCGUUAGGCACGGUUUCAUGCUUGUUGGUGAUCCAUUCUCUGGAAAAACUUCUACUUUGCAUGUGCUGGCAGAUGCCAUAACGUUACUGACAGGUGGAAAACGACCGGUCAAAUAUCAAACCCUGAACCCGAAAUCAGUCACCAUGGGCCAACUUUAUGGGCGAUUUGAUGACGUAUCACACGAGUGGUCUGACGGUGUACUGGCCAAUGCUUUUAGAGAAUUUGCAAUGAGCACAUCCGAUGAGCGCAAAUGGGUGAUAUUUGAUGGGCCGGUAGAUGCGGUGUGGAUUGAGAAUAUGAACACAGUGCUAGAUGACAACAAGAAGCUAUGUUUGAACUCGGGAGAGGUCAUCACAAUGACUUGGUCUAUGUCGAUGAUAUUCGAAGUCAUGGAUCUUGCUCAGGCUUCACCAGCCACAGUGUCGCGAUGCGGGAUGAUCUACAUGGAGUCGUCCACCCUAGGCUGGACGGUGCUGGUGGACUCGUGGCUCACCAGUUUGCCGGCCACCCUGGGCACACAUGCCGUCACCCUGGCACCCAUCUGUCACUGGCUCAUCCCCGCCUGCCUUGCAUUCUGUCGCCGGCACGCCACUAGUCAGAUCUCUGCAGGCGUCUCAAAUACUGUCAGGAGCUUCUGCAACUUUGUAACAGUUUUUCUGACUUCGGCGAUAAUGGAGCAUGAUGUGAACCAGUUCAAUGCAAACGCCCUAUCUUGGAUUCAGGCGGCUGUAAUUCUGUCGGCCGUCUGGGCGUUUUCUGGGGCACUUGAUACCGAUUCUAGAGCUCGUUUUGACGUCUUCUUCAAAGAUCUUGUCCAAGGUCACGACCCCGAUCACGAGCCUCCCGAAGCGAUGUCGAAACUAGUUUCGUCCGUUCCUCCUGACGGACUGUGGGAGGACAACUUCUUCAUGUUCAAGGGACGUGGCUUCUGGAGCAGCUGGGCUGAAAUGGCACACUCAGCAAAAAUCACUCCAACUGACAAUCUCGGGCAGCUGGUGGUGCCUACACUAGAAACUGUCAAAUACCAGUAUGUAAUCGAGAAGUUGGUGCACAAUUUCCUUCCGGUUUGCCUGAUGGGGCCAACCGGAACUGGCAAGAGUUUCUACAUUGAUGACUUGAUCACCACACGACUGUCGCUCCAGGAGUUCGAACCCUCCAGCAUGACUUUCACCGUCAACACUCAGCCAAAUUUGGUUCAGACUGUAGUUCUGUCGAAACUGAUCAAGAGAAAGAGGUCAGUUUUCGGACCGCCAAUUGGCAAGCAUUGUCUGGUGUUCAUUGAUGACAUGAACAUGCCUGCCAAAGAAAUCUAUGGAGCCCAGCCUCCAUUGGAACUGCUCAGAAUGUACUUUGAUCAUGGAUAUUGGUUUGACCUGAAGGACAUGAACAAGAUUUUCGUGGAGGACUUGUUCUUUGUGGCGGCCAUGGGCCCGGCGGGGGGGAGUCGCCAGGAGGUGUAUGCCAGGUUUCUGCGUCACUUCUGUCUGCUUUCCAUCAAUCUGUUCCCAGAGCCCAGCAUGACCAAGAUCUACAGCACUCUGUUGGUUGAGGCCAUGCGGAGAAAAGGUUUUGGCGUGGAUUUCCUGAGUAUGUUCAGAUCAACGGUGACUGCCACAAUCAAUGUCUACCAGAAAUCGAUUCUUAAUUUGCUGCCAACUCCGGCCAAGUCGCACUACACGUUCAAUUUGCGCGACAUAUCACGUGUCAUCAAUGGGCUCAUGAUGUUCAGCAAGGAAAGCUUUCAUGAUAAACCUGAUUUCAUCAGUUUGUGGCUGCAUGAAAUGCUGCGUGUUUUCUCUGAUCGACUCGUUGAGAGCAAUGAUAGGAAAUGGUUUUUCACUCAGCUGAAAGAAAGUGUCAAAUCAAACUUUCGCUCCACCAUGGAAGAAACGCUCAAGGAUAUGAAACACGAGGGAAGUGAGGUAACUGAAGAAGACAUGACAAAUCUGAUGUUCACAUCGAUAUUUGACCUGGAUAAUCCAGAUGACAGGCUUUAUGAACAAGUAGUUGACAUGGAGCCAUUCACAAGGAUAAUUCAAGACAACUUGGACACCUAUAAUCAUAUGCACAAGUCAAAGAUCGAUAUAGUUCUAUUCAGAUACGCGUUGGUCCAUCUGAGUAGAAUCCUGCGCCUGCUGUCAAUGCCGGGAGGAAACGGUCUGCUGGUGGGGGUAGCUGGGUCUGGCAGGCAAUCACUCACCAAGCUGGCUGCAGCUGUAUUCAGGCUAGCCGUCUUCCAGCCCGAGAUCAAGGAACUGUAUGACUUCAACGAAUGGCGUGAUGACUUGAAGCUGGUGAUGAAAGAGUGUGGAGGCCGUGGACAUCCCAUGGUAUUCCUGUUCACCGAAAACCAGAUUAAGCAUGAGUACUUUCUGCAAGAUAUUGAUGUGCUGCUCAACACUGGUGAAGUCCCUAGCAUAUUCUCUUUGGAAGAGACUCAAGAAGUUCUAGAGAUGGCAAGACUUGGUGCCCAAGGUGGAAACCGGAACUUGGACGUACAUCCGCUGAGCGUGCUCUCCUACUUCCGGUCUCAGUGCAAGCGCAACAUCCACCUGAUGGUCUGCUUCAGUCCGAUUGGCAACACUUUCCGCAACCGCAUCAGACUUUAUCCGGCCUUUGUCAACUGUUGCACUAUUGACUGGUUCGAGGAUUGGCCUGAAGAUGCUCUUGAGAAGGUGGCUGAAAGAUGUUUUCAUAAUGAUAAAUUCGAUGAGAAUAUGAGAUCUUCAUUGGUCAAUGCUUGCAAGUUCUUCCAUGUCACUACCAGACAUCAAGCAGAGGAAUUCUUCUUGAAUACUGGAAGAAAAACGUAUAUAACUUCAGGCUCUUACUUGAACCUCAUUCGGCUGUACACGAAUUUGUUCGAAGUGAAACAGAAGGAAGUGAUGGAAGCCAAAAUGAGAUACGUCACUGGAUUGGAUAGCUUGCAGUUUGCUGCUGAUCAGAUAGCAGUGAUGAAGAGCGAACUGGAGGCGUUGCAGCCGCAGCUGCGGGGGGCGGCAGCGGCUGCGGCGGCGAUGGCGGCCGAGAUUGGGGCGGAGCGGGUGCAGGUGGAGGCGGCACGCCAGCUGGUGGCGGCAGACGAGGUGCGGGCGGAGGCGGACGCCGGGCGAGCCAAUCUGCUCAAACAGGAGUGCCAGGUUGAGUUGGCUGCCACCAUUCCUAUACUCAAUGAGGCUGUGGCUGCACUGAAUACACUGAAGCCGAACGACAUAACAGUGGUAAAAGCGAUGAAAAAUCCACCGAAAGCUGUGAAACUUGUGAUGGCAGCUGUAUGUAUUAUGAUGGGAAUUAAGGCUGCCAAAGUUCCUGAUCCUAGCAAUCCUGGUCGUUUUAAAAUGGACUUCUGGAUACCAAGUGUUCGGUUGCUGGGUAAUAUCAAUUUCUUGAAAAAUUUGAAAGAGUAUGACAAAGAUAACAUUUCGCCAGCUAUCAUAGCUCUCAUAAGAAAGGAUUACAUCCCCAACAAGGAAUUCAAUCCAGCAGUUGUGAAGAAAGCCAGUAAAGCAGCUGAGGGGCUCUGCAAGUGGGUGAUAGCAAUGGAGCAGUAUGAUGAAGUUAUCAAGAUCGUGGCACCGAAGAAGGAAAGAAUGGAAAAGGCUGAGGAGGAGUAUGAACGCACGAUGCAGGAGUUGAACGACAAGAAAGCGCUGCUGAGUGGAUUCGAGGAGAAGCUGUCUCUGCUGGAGGAGCGACUGAAGCAGACUGUGGCGUUGAAGGCUCAGCUCACCGAGGAGGCCAACAUGUGCUGGGAGAAGUUGCAGCGUGCUCAGCAACUUAUCGGUGGUCUUGGAGGUGAGAAGGAAAGAUGGACCCAAGCCGCGAAUUCGUUGCAACGCUCCUAUGACAAUCUCGCUGGCGAUGUACUGCUUAGCAGUGCUUUCAUUGCCUAUUUGGGGCCUUUCACAUCUGCAUACAGACACCCACUGAUAAAUAAUUGGAAACACGAGACUGGCAAGCUUUUCAUACCCUGUUCGUCAGACUUUGACUUUAUUCGUUUGGUGGGCAAAGACUAUGUGAUUCAACAAUGGCACUUGGAUGGAUUGCCCAAGGACAAAUUUUCUGUUGAGAACGGGGUUAUGAUGGCCAGCACUAACAGACAUCCACUGAUAAACAAUUGGAAACACGAGACUGGCAAGCUUUUCAUACCCUGUUCGUCAGACUUUGACUUUAUUCGUUUGGUGGGCAAAGACUAUGUGGUUCAACAAUGGCACUUGGAUGGAUUGCCCAAGGACAAAUUCUCUGUUGAAAACGGGGUUAUGAUGGCCAGCACUAACAGGUACACAUUCCUGAUAGACCCGGAAGGCCAGGCGAACCGUUGGCUGAAGACGAUGUACAUGGACGCCAACAUGGAGGUGCUGAAGAUCAGCGACAAACAGCUGAUGAAGAAGGUGGAGACUGGCAUUCUGUACGGGCAGCCUGUGCUGCUCGAGGAUGUCGGCGAGGAGUUGGACGCUUGCCUGGACCCUAUACUGCUGCGCACCACUUUCAGACAAGGUGGCAGAGAUUACAUCACAAUCGGCACCAAAGUUAUAGAACUUCACAAGGACUUCAACCUGUUCAUAACCACUCGACUGAGGUGUCCGCACUUUCUGCCCGAAGUGCUCAACAAAGUCACUGUCAUCAACUUUGCCCUUACCAAGGAAGCCCUCGAUGAUCAGUUAUUGGCCAUCGCCAUUACAAUUUUGAGUCCAGAACUGGAAGCAAGACGAGCUAGUAUGAUAGUGCAGAGUGCAUUGAACGCAACGGCACUGCGUAAUGCUGAAGAGGAUAUCCUCAAAGCGUUGUCAGCUCCUGAUAAGAAUGUUCUCGAAGAUGAAAACACUGUCAUUAUUCUCAAUGAGUCUCAGAAAAUAGCGGCCGAUAUAAAGGAAAGAGAGAAGGGCACGAUCGAGACCAGCGAUCGUAUCUCAGAGUUCAACAAGUCGUUCGCUCAGCCUGUGAUCUACGCCAGGUCCCUCUACUACUGCCUCACCGAUCUUCCCAACAUAGACCCCAUGUACCAUUUCUCACUGCCCUGGUUCCUCAGGAUAUACUCGGGAUCGCUGAAAGCUGAUUAUGAUCAUUUUGUGGAAAUUUCAAACCAGUCCGAAUCAGUGAGGAAAAAUGCCCGAUUUAUGCCAAACAUGACAUUCAGCCUCUAUUCGAACGUUUGUCGAUCUCUGUUUGAAAAAGACAAACUUCUGUUCUCAUUUAUUCUGUGUACCAAUCUUAUGUUGACGGAAUCGAAGAUAAGGAUGGAAGAUUUGUCGUUCCUUUUGACUGGAGGAGUGGUUCUGGUCAAUUUGAUUCCGAAUCCGGCUCCAGAUUGGAUAACGGUCAGGUCUUGGGACGAGCUGUGUCGACUCAGUCUACUCGAUGGAUUCCAAGGUCUAAAGGAGCAUGUCGAGAAUAACCUUGCAGAAUGGAGAUUGUACUAUGACAAGGCUGAGCCGCACAAUGAAGCUCUACCUGAGCCAUGGGAUUCAAACCUCACAGCCUUUCAGAAACUGCUGGUUUUGCGGAUUUUCCAUUUGGAUAAGAUGGUACCAGCAAUCAGGAACUUCGUGGAACACGAAAUGGAUGAAUCGUUCGUGACUCCACCACUGUUCGACAUCGCAGAGUCCUACAAGGACUCCAACAAAGUGACUCCGAUGAUAUUCAUUCUGUCUCCAGGCGUAGACCCCAUGGCAGCGCUGCAGCAGUUCGCCGAAAAGAUGGGCUAUAAAGAGCACGAAUUCGAGUCGGUGUCACUGGGUCAAGGUCAGGGUCCCAUAGCCGAGAACCUCAUAAAGAAAGCACGAUUGGGAGGCACCUGGGUUUGUUUACAAAAUUGUCAUCUGGCCACUUCUUGGAUGCCAACACUUGAAGCAAUCUGUGAUGAUUUGGUAUUUUCUACAAAAGAUGGAUUCCGGUUGUGGUUGACUAGUUACCCAUCCGACAAAUUCCCGGUCCCGAUUUUGCAAAAUGGCGUCAAAAUGACUAACGAACCACCAACCGGUUUGAAACAGAACAUGUUGCGAACGUUCAUGAGUGAACCAAUCACCGAUCAGGAUUUCUAUGGCUCGUGUAGUGCUGACAGUGCAAAACAGUUUGUGUUUGCGCGAUUGUUGUUCGGACUGACGUUCUUCCAUGCGGUGGUUUUGGAAAGGAAGAAGUACGGACCCAUCGGCUGGAAUAUACCCUACGGGUUCAACGAGUCCGAUUACAAUAUAUCUGUGCUCCAGCUGCAGCAAUACAUGUUGGAGUCGGAAGAGGUGCCAUUCGAGGCGGUCACAUACCUGACAGGCGAGUGUAACUACGGCGGUCGUGUGACUGACAACUGGGAUCGGCGCACUCUCAACACAAUGCUGGCCAGCUUUGUGAAUGCACACAUUGCUGCCAACCAAGACUACUGCAUGCUCGACAAUUUCAGCGAGUUGACUGUCAAUGCCAAUCGGCAUGAGUUCGACUAUUAUAUUGGUAUCAUCGAGAACAUAAGCGACGUGCAGCCAGCUGAAGUGGUGGGUCUGCACUCGAACGCUAGCAUCAGCCGCGACCUGCACUGCAGCCGAGAGCUGCUCGAAGCCAUGCAGCUGGUGCAGCCCAAGGUCAGGGGCGGAGAGGGGGGCAAGCGCGAUGACCACAUGGUUGAAGCUAUCACCACCGACAUUCUACAGAAGUUACCUCGCGCUUUCGAUCUGGACCUAGCCCUUGAGCGCUACCCAGUGACCUAUUCGGAAUCGAUGAACACAGUGUUGGUGCAAGAGAUGGAGAGAUUCAACCGGUUGACGCGCGUCAUGAGGACGUCAAUCGUGAUGCUGCAGCGCGCCAUCCUUGGCGAGGCUGUCAUGACGCCCGACCUUGAGACGACCUUCGCGGCGGUGCUGGCCAAUAGGCUGCCUAGUGCCUGGGCCAGGGUGUCCUAUCCCAGUCUCAAACCACUCGCCGAGUAUGUCGCUGAUUUGAUCGCUCGGUUGAGGUUUUUGCAGGAUUGGUACGAUAAGGGCAUCCCAUCCUGCUUCUGGAUCUCGGGCUUCUUCUUCACUCAGGCAUUCCUGACGGCGGCGAUGCAGAACUAUGCGCGCGCACAUGUCAUCCCCAUCGACCUGCUCACGUUCGACUUUGUGGUGACGUCACAUGCUGCUAACAGUGACGUCACCAGUCCACCAAAAGAUGGAGUGUAUGUGCACGGUCUGUUCUUGGAGGGAGCACGUUGGGAUCGCCAGCUGGGCCAACUAGAAGAACAACUGCCGAAAAUGCUGUUUGACAUGAUGCCUGUGAUCCACUUUGUGCCGAAACUGAAGAAAGAUGCCCGGGAGGAUGGACGCUAUGCGUGUCCUCUCUACAAGACGUCGGAGCGCCGGGGCAUCCUGUCCACAACGGGCCAUUCCACCAAUUACGUGCUGCCUUUGCUGUUGGCCUGCAGUCGAAGCCCCGCCCACUGGGUCAAGAGAGGUACGGCGCUCCUGUGUCAGCUUGAUAAUUGAA